AGCUAAUUUACCUUAUCCUACCCACUACAUAAUAUCUUAUGAAUUUAUUCAAUAUUAUCUUCUAAUUUAUUCUCUUUGGCAAUUUCCAUAAUUUUCCAUUAAUUUAAUUAAAUUCCAGCAACACAUUGUACGGCCGUCACGUUUUCAAAAGGGCCUUUUACCCUCGGUAUAAAAGCGACUCCACUAUUUCCACCAUUCAUCCAUUCAUUCAUCAACUUUUCUUUUUCUCAUUUGCUUUGCGAAAUUCGGCGGAAAAUUCCAAUGUCGCUCUCCAGAGAGUCGCCGGCCACCGCCGUGAGCAGCGGCGGCGAGAUCAUGCUGUUCGGCGUGAGAGUGAAGGUCGAUCCGAUGAGGAAGAGCGUGAGUAUGAAUAACCUUUCUGAAUACGAGCCUGUUAGUGAUGCAAUCAAUCCGGAGGCGGCGAAGGAGGGCGGCGGAGCUGCCGGAUACGCCUCCGCUGAUGACGCAGCGCCUCAGCCUUCCGGCGGAAGCGGCAGCGGCAGCGGCAGCGGCGAACGUAAGCGAGGAACUCCAUGGACAGAGGAAGAGCACAAGCUAUUCCUCAUUGGAUUGCAGAAGGUUGGGAAAGGAGACUGGAGAGGAAUCUCUAGGAAUUAUGUGAAGACUCGCACGCCGACACAAGUUGCUAGCCAUGCUCAGAAGUACUUCCUCCGCCGGAGCAACCUCAAUCGCCGGCGCCGGCGUUCCAGCCUCUUUGACAUCACCACUGACUCGGUCGCUGCAAUGCCGAUGGAAGAGGCCAGAAACCGUCAACAGAUCCCGGCUCAGCCGGCCUCCGCGCCUCCACCAAUGACAUCCAAUGUCAAUGCAUUCUCCACCAUGGCAUUCCCCAUGAUCAAUGGUCCUGUUCUACUAUCAAUGCAAGGUGGGAAUCCAUUGGAAAACUCGGCUCCCUGUCAAAAUUUCCUAGUGAACAAUUCAUCAGCAAUGUUUGCUCAUCAUCGCGUUCCUGUCCUCUCCACGCCUCCUUCCUCAGCGAUGGCCGAGCUGAAGCUGAACCAGCGAGCUCCUCUCGAGCCAUCAGCGUUGUCUCUGAGGCUGUCCCUGUCCACGGGGCAGAACCAGCCGUCGACUCGGGUGAUCUCAAGCUACAAAAAUGGAGAUAGCAUUGUAAGUGUUGCUUGAGGAAAGAAUAAAUUUGGAAAGGAAUAAGACCCAUGAAGAGGAGGGCACAUCAUAACUAUAAACAUUCUUAAGAAAAAUAGAGAAGACAUUGAUUAAGAAAAUAGAUUGCUCAACUAGCUUUUGACUAUUAAUCCAUCUAUGCAUUGUACAGACUGGAAAGAUAUAUUAUCUUGUACCUGCCCCUUGUUAUAUGCUCUACUAAUACUCAAUUUUUUUGCUUUGCUUU
Molecule: messenger RNA, 1372 nt
Organism: Salvia miltiorrhiza (redroot sage)
Lineage: Eukaryota; Viridiplantae; Streptophyta; Magnoliopsida; Lamiales; Lamiaceae
Product: transcription factor MYB1R1-like
Exons: 3
Coding region: 262-1146 (294 amino acids)
Biological process (GO): response to auxin; response to gibberellin; response to ethylene
Molecular function (GO): DNA binding
Source: RefSeq, a predicted model, not a curated record